Coregonus clupeaformis (lake whitefish) is the source of this 983-nucleotide messenger RNA. RefSeq names its product zinc finger protein 239-like. The transcript is spliced from 2 exons. The record is from RefSeq and is a predicted model, not a curated record. Lineage: Eukaryota; Metazoa; Chordata; Actinopteri; Salmoniformes; Salmonidae. Bases 1 to 951 code for a protein of 316 amino acids. Gene Ontology annotation, biological process: regulation of immune system process; negative regulation of transcription by RNA polymerase II; regulation of cytokine production.
AUGGGCUGGGAUACAGAUGUCAGUUGUUGUACAAUUUCAUGGGUACGCUCUGGGUAUCACCUUUUACCUCAAAUAAACAGUGUAUUUCUGCUGUUGUGGUUCUUUAACCAUCUGUCUGACUUUGUCGUUCACACAGGAGACAGACGUGGCUAUCGUGGAUCCUCUGGGGAGCCUCAACAACAUGAUGCUGACGAGGCAGAAAGGUCUCUCUCCAGAUCAGAACACCUUAAGAAAAACCAUCUGAGACCCACUGGGAAGAAAUCUCACUGCUGCUCUGACUGUGGGAAACGUUGCAGGUCUUCAUCAGAACUUAAAAUACACCAGCGAGUACACACAGGAGAGAAACCUUAUAGCUGUGAUCAAUGUGGGAGGAGUUAUACUCGGUCAAGCUCCCUGAUAGUACAUCUGAGAACACACACAGGAGAGAAACCUUGUAGCUGUGAUCAAUGUGGGAGGAGUUUUAUUCGGUCAACCUCCCUGAUAGUACAUCUGAGAACACACACAGGAGAGAAACCUUACGACUGCUCUGACUGCAGAAAGACUUUUGUUAAUUUAAUAGAUUUAAAAUCACACCAGAGAACACACACAGGAGAGAAAUCACCAUAUAGUUGUACUCAAUGUGGGAAGAGUUUUACUCGGCCAAACACCCUGAUAGUGCACCAGAGAACACACACAGGAGAGAAAUCACCUUAUAGUUGUACUCAAUGUGGGAAGAGUUUUACUCGGUCAACCUCCCUGAUAGUGCACCAGAGAACACACACAGGAGAGAAACCUUAUAGCUGUACUCAAUGUGGGAAGAGUUUUACUCAGUCAAGCGCGCUGAUAGUACAUCUGAGAACACACACAGGAGUGAAACCUUACGACUGCUCUGACUGUGGAAAGACUUUUGUUAGGUUAAGAAAUUUAAAAAUCACACCAGAGAACACACACAGGAGAGAAAUCACCAUAUAGUUGUACUCAAUGUGGGAAGAGUUUUACUUGGU